GCACUAGUAGGAAACACCGGAUGUGACGCAGUUGGCGCGAAUGACAACAACAAAGCUAACACUUCAAUUUCGUAAACCAAAUUUUCCUGAUGUCUUCCCGUGUACUUAUUAAGUAUUUUAAUAAAUAGGGACUACUAACCUUUUGUGUAAGACAUGAUGAGCACGUAUGGACUUUGAAUUAUUAUAUUAUAAGCUUUUAUUCCUGUCAGAGUUUUCACUGAAUCACUGACAGCGGGCCUGCAUCAAAUGUCCAACAUGUCCAAAGGAGACCAGGCAGCAUUCAUUGUGAAGUUUGUGGAAAGUGAAGGACAGAAAUCAGAGUAUGCUACCAAAGCAUACGAGGCCAUUUUGGAGCUGCAGUCUGAGAAGCACUUAAAAACCAUCGAUGAAGAUGCUGUUUUACAAAUGGACCACAAUGACAAAUCUCUGUUUGUCUUCAGCAGCUUCGCCACCCCCGCCUUUCUGCACUGUAAAAAGCUCGGCUGCCGAGUGGUGAGUCCACUGGUGGUGUUGUACUGUCUGCAGCAGCAGCAUUGUGUCCCCAAGGCGGAGAAGCCCGUCUAUAACAUGGCCAUGGCUGACAUCACUAUUUCCUGCACAAGCCUGGAUAAAGCGAUGCGGACGGAGGUGAUGGAUCUGGUGGAACUCAUGGGUGGACGGGUCUAUCUUGACCUUAAUGUAUCUGUCACGCACCUGAUCGCAGGAGAGGUAGGCAGCAAGAAAUACCUGGUAGCUGCCAGCCUGGGUAAACCCAUCCUGCUGCCUGCUUGGGUCAAAGCCUGCUGGGAGAAAUCUCAGGACAGUCUUUUCACGUACACAGAUCUGCCCAUGGAGGACUACCUGUGCCCUGUGCUUCGUGGCUGUACCGUCUGUGUGACCGGCCUCUCCAGCACAGAUCGUAAAGAGGUGCAGCGCCUCUGUGAGCAGCAUGGAGCCAACUACACGGGUCAGCUCAAAAUGAACGAGUGCACACACCUCAUAGUCAGCGAACCAACAGGUCAGAAGUACGAGUGUGCCCGUAAGUGGAAUGUGUAUUGCGUCUCUCUGCACUGGCUGUUUGACAGCAUAGAGAAAGGAUUUUGUCAAGAUGAGAGCAGAUACACCGUGGAGCGUAAUGCAGCGAAACAAACAAGACCACACACGUCAACGCCUACUGGAACGAGCAAGAAAGAGGAUGGGCCUUCUCUGUUGGGCUUGAGUCACAUCUCUGUUAACGCUAGCAUGACAAUAAAUGACACGGCCCUUACCAACGGCACCAUCAGUCGCCUGGAAGCUCCCGACCCCAUAGACAGCCUGGACCUCACCGUCUGCCCGGCUGAAGAUAUACUGGAUGGCUGUAAGCUGUAUCUGUGCGGCCUGCCGGGAAAGAAGCUGGAGAAACUGCGGCGUCUCGUGAACGCAGCAGGAGGUCUGCGCUUCAACCAGCCCAGUGAGGAGCUCACGCAUGUGGUCAUGGGAGAGCUGGACCUGGAACUAAAGAACUUUCUCUCAAAGGCAACACAUAGACCUCAUGUAGUAACUGUGCAGUGGCUGCUGGACAGUUUCAACAAAGGAAGUCUACUCCCAGAAGAGGGUUACCUCCACCCUGACUGUCUGCCUCCAGCCGUUUCCGUCCCCGCCCGUCACACCCCCACCCCUCGACUCUCAGCUGCUCCGCCUGCAGCCAGUCCCAGCACUCCCCUGCUGAAGAGGACGGAUGAAGAUCUGCUCUCACAGUACAUGGAUGACGACGACCCUACAGUCGUGGACAUCCCCCCUCCAGCCGAGGAAAACAGCAGGAAGUCCUUCAGCACAGCUGUAGAGCCAGACCGGACCAGAGCAUCAGAGGCUGAAUCCAUCCUGCAGGAGGCCAGCGAUGCAGGCCUGUUUUUCGAGAAGUGUUUUCUUCUUGUGGGCUUCGCUGCUGACGCUGAGGCCCAGCUUUCUGUGCUGGUGACGGACAAUGGAGGCAGGGUGCUGAUGGGCCGCACACGUGUUGUGGCUGACUAUGCGGUGGUCCCACUGCUGGGCUGUUCUGUAGAAGCCACUGUGGACGAAGUGGUCACUGAUACCUGGCUGGCCAUGUGUGUGGAGAAGGAGUGUGUUCUGCAGCUCUCCUCCAACCCUCUGUUCACUCCUGUUCCUGUGAUGGACGGACGUUUUCCUCUCACAGAUUGCGUGCUCUCCGUCAGUCAGUUCAUGGGAGCAGAGAGGGAGUCUCUGGUGGAGCUGGCCAAGCACCUCGGUGCAAAUGUCCAGGAUUACUUUGUGCGCCUGGCCAACCAGAAGAAAGGCAUGCUGGCCAGCAGUCACCUGGUGCUGCAGAGCCCUGAAGGCACAAAGUACCAGGCGGCGAAGAAAUGGGGUCUCCCAGCCGUCACCAUGCACUGGAUGCUGGCGUCAGCUCGGAGCGGCCAGAGGGCAGAGGAGGGGCGCUUUCUAGUUGACCUGCCACCUUCACCGGAGAGGGAGGACGAGAGUUUUGUCGGCGGUUCCCAGAAGCCAUCCAUGCCUCCUCCAGCCCGUUUGUCUCCAGAGAUCCCCCUGCUGGGUUUUCAGAGCGGUAAGGCCGUUACCCCACUGGAUGUCAGUCGCUUCCGGAGCAAAAUGUUCAAGUCCAUGAUGGACGAGAGGAAGCCCAAAGAGGACAUCAGCACCCCCAAACAAAACCAGGAGAGCAGCAGAAGGAACCCUCUGCAGAAGGAGCCCCCGCUGCAGCUGGACACUCCCUCUCGUUUCCUCAGCAGAGAUCAGCUCUUCAGGCCCUCCUUCAAUGUCAAGGAUGCACUCAGAGAACUGGAGACUCCAGAGGGAAGAGCCAAACCAGGAGAGAAGGCGGAGACCCCUCUCACUGAGGUCAUCAACAGGAACAUGAAGGUGGCCCUGGCCAACAGCAGCAGAAACAGCAUCAUAGAUAUGCAAGCUGUCUCUGCCAGCCCACAGUACAAGACCACUGAGAAGGAGGUCCCUGAAAAAGAAGCCGCUCCUCUGGCUGGUGUUGUGAUCUGUGUGGGAAAGAAGCUGAGCAAGAUGCAGAGCGAGCUCAAUGCUGUUGCUGCCUCGCUGGGAGCUGACUUCAGGUGGGCUUGUGACGACACAGUGACACACUACGUUUACCAGGGCCGUGUGGGAGACAACACCCGGGAAUACAGAGGAGUGAAGGAGAGAGGGCUGCAUGUGGUCUCCCAGCACUGGCUGCAGGCUUGUGCCGAGGAGCAGAGACGCGUUCCUGAGUCCCUCUAUCCUUUCACCUUCAACCCAAAGAUGAGUCUCAACCUCAGCCAGGUGCCCAACUGCUCGCAGAGGUCGCCACCUUUGACACGAACACAGCUCAGAGAGAUAGCCGAGGCAAAGGAGGACAAGUGUGAUCAAAGUGUGAACCCAGAAGAGACCACCACUUUACGCAGAGUAAGUGACGGAAGCGUAGAUGAAGAAGAUUUGCGUGAUGCUGCAGAUAAGAGCGGUAUUUCAGAGACUCUAGAGAUGAGAGAGAACCUGCAAAGACAGCUCCAGGAGAUCAUGUCAGCCACGAAGCUAACGACGGGACGCCGCACCUCAGUCAGACUCAGCAGGAUAGGAUCAGGAGGGGCCGACUCGGGCCCCCACACGCCUGACGCGAGCCGGGUCGGACGCAGUGGGAACAGGCGAACUCUGGAAGCUCUGAGGGUCACCAGAGAAGCCGCCAUGGACAUGAACACAGAGCCGUCUCAGAGUGAACAGAUCGUUUGGGACGACCCCACAGCCAGACAGGAGAGGGCUAAGCUGGCGGAUAAUUUACAGUGGCCUGGCAGUCCCUCACAGAACUCUGAGCCCCUCGCUCCUGUGCCGCCUCCCACUGCGGAGAAAAAUGGCGCUCAUUUCAGGGACUCCAUGACGGACUCUGAGCUGGUGGAGAUGGCUGCUUGUGAUGUCAUCGAGCAGCAAAUGGGGCGGAAGGUACGAACGCCUCCGACAGACAGGCGAGGAAAUGCCAUCCUGACUCCUGAGGCGCCCAGCAUCGCUUUCCCACUCACCAAACCCCCAGUAGCUCCAGGACCACAGGACGAAAAGCGUGAGGAAGAAAAGCAGCCCCCCAGAUUCCAGCUGUCCUCCCUCAGCCCUCAGGAGCGCAUUGAUUACAGCCACCUCAUCGAGGAGCUCGGGGGCGUGGUCCUUGACAAGCAGUCUUUUGACCCCACUUGUUCCCACAUCGUCGUCGGGACUCCUCUGCGCAACGAGAAGUAUCUGGCAGCGAUGGCGGCCGGCAAAUGGAUCCUGCACCGCUCAUACCUGGAGGCCUGCCGCUCCGUGGGUCGCUACAUCCAGGAGGACGAGUACGAGUGGGGCAGUAGCUCCAUCCUGGAUGCGUUGCCCUCCAUCACCUCCCAGCAGAGGAGACUAGCUUUAGCUGCUAUGCGCUGGAGAAAAACCCUGCAGGGACGCUCUGAGCAAGAAGGAGCUUUCAGUGGAUGGACAGUCAUGCUGAACAUUGACCAGAGCAGAGAGUCAGGCUUCAGGCGCUUACUGCAGUCUGGCGGUGCUAAGGUCCUGCCGGGUCCCUCGCCGUCUCUGUACAAGGAGGCCACUCACCUGUUUGCAGACUUCAAUCGGCUGAAGCCUGGAGACUUCAGAGUCGGCAUAUCAGAGGCGUCUUCCCACGGAGUCACAUGCCUGAAGCCAGAGUACAUCGCAGACUACCUCAUGCAGGAGCCGACCCCCCCUAUCGAGCUGUACCACCUGACCGAAGCUCCGCCUGACGACCCUCCAGGCACGCCGUCACGUAAGCGUAAAGCGGCCGCGGACGACUCCAGGCUGAAAAAGACACGUCUGAACUGAAAUGUCGACACUAAGAUUCUGCCGUUUAAAAUUCCAAAUGUCUGUGAAAGUAAUUGUAAAUAAUAUAUUGCUUUUUUUAUGGCUUGAAAAUAAAAUAAAUGCAGCGCUUGUUAUGUCACUCCGGCUUCCUCAUUAGAGAGCAUCGCAGUGGGACGCCGGCUGCAUUUAGACUUUGAUGGAUGACCCGAUGAACGUCUGCAGGAAUUGUCGAGUCACGGUUUGUAAUUGGGUGCAGUAGUAUGACCUGGCCAUGAGGGGGCGGUACAUCAUCACUGUAUGACUCGGGGCUGUGUCACAGGUAACUUCUCAGCAGCAGAAUGGGAAAGUGAGUUUCUCGUGCAGGUUUGUUCCUGCAAAAAAAGUUUUAUUGCAAGUAUUUAUAAUUAAUGUAAUAUUUGCGGUUGACUCACAUUCACAGCUCCUACUCUGAGAAUAUGAUUAAUUUUAAUUUUCAAUUAAACAUGCAUCUCCA
Labrus bergylta (ballan wrasse) is the source of this 5266-nucleotide messenger RNA. RefSeq names its product DNA topoisomerase II binding protein 1 (gene topbp1). Gene Ontology annotation, biological process: DNA replication initiation; mitotic DNA replication checkpoint signaling; mitotic G2 DNA damage checkpoint signaling. NCBI's taxonomy places the organism in Eukaryota, Metazoa, Chordata, Actinopteri, Labriformes, Labridae. The record is from RefSeq and is a predicted model, not a curated record.